Molecule: messenger RNA, 1528 nt
Organism: Mugil cephalus (flathead mullet)
Lineage: Eukaryota; Metazoa; Chordata; Actinopteri; Mugiliformes; Mugilidae
Gene: mmadhca
Product: metabolism of cobalamin associated Da
Exons: 8
Coding region: 141-1037 (298 amino acids)
Biological process (GO): cobalamin metabolic process
Cellular component (GO): mitochondrion
Source: RefSeq, a predicted model, not a curated record
AAGAUUAAGAAGAAGGAGAAGAAGACCUUACGCAAACGGCGUAUGAGUAAAUUGUCCCUCGUCGCUACCCGUCGUUGUUUGUGAAAGCAUACGUGCGGGUUGACAGGUAACUAGUUGAAAGGUGAAGGGGGCGAGCCACGAUGUCCAGCAGUGUGCUGUGUGGCCGAAGCAGGUUCGUCCUGUCUCAUGCUGCUGGCUGCCAAGUGUUGACUUCCCUCAGGGUUGGAAGAACCCGGACCUUCUCUGCUGCAAGCUCCGAUGAGCCUUACAUAGCUACUUCACACACAGACUCAGGCCCCAGAACCGUGUGGCCUGACGAGAACAUGGGACCAUUCGGCCCUCAAGACCAGCGCUUCCAGCUGCCGGGAAACGUCGGCUUUGACUGCCACUUGGAAGGCACAGAGGACCAAAAGAAGACGCCGGUCCACAAGACGGUGCCCGAUGUGCUCACGGCUCCGAGCAGCACGGAGAGACACCACUUCGUACUUGCCCAGUUUGUAAAUGAGUUCCAGGGGAAACUGGGCCCUGUGUCCAUGAGAGUCCACAAAGCAGAGCAGUAUUUUCAUCAAACAGACACAGACUGCUCCGUAAAUUCCUGUCCUGAGCUGUUAAAAAAAGAUCUGGAGGUGUUGUUCCCCGCGGCCCCCGCCUCCUCCAUCACAGUCGUGACGGUCACACAGAAGAACAGUCAGGUGGAGGCAGAGCAGGACAGAGACCAGCUACUACACAAAUUUGUGAACGGUGCGAAGGAGAUGUGUUUCGCUCUGUGGACGGCGGGAUACUGGGCAGACUUCAUCGACCCAUCAACAGGAGCAGCCUUUUUCGCGUCUCCGUCAAGUCAAACGACGCUGCAGGCGGACGAGCAGCUCAGACACUUGGGCUUCCACAUCGAGGCGUCGGGCUCCUGCACGGUGAUCCGCCACGUCCUCAGGGGGACGCCGCUGUUCGUGGGGACCGUUUUCACCAACGCGCCCGCUCACAGCGCCGCCAUCGCCAGACUACAAGGACUCUCAAACGCACUCGACGAGGAGGAAUAGGCUUUUCGACGUCGUGUGGAACCGAAUCCAGACCGAACAGAAGGCCCCUAUUUAUGUUUUGAAGAAGCUUGAAACUUGAUCCGUGCUUAGAGUUGUGUUGUGUUAGAGGGGAGGACGUGUGUGAAGUUUGUGUCACUGUAACGCAAAAUGACUCGACUGGGACUCUAAUCGGACUUCCGCGCCGUCCGAGUGGCACAAGAUCCCAUCCUACACUUUAGCAAAGGAACUAAACACGGUGUGAUGAAAUAAAGAAUAUUUUAAUAGAGUUGAUGUGUGUAUUUAUCUAAAAACCUUCCCCGUGACCUCCACUGGCAGCUGGUGCUAGCUCGCAUCGUGUCACACGUUACGACCAGGUUCAAAACUUUUCACACAGACUUACACAGUAUUGUUUUAUUUUUUGUCUAAUCUGCUACACAGAAGGUGAGAAAUGAUGAAUACUGUUUCUGUUGAAACACUACAGAGCAAAUAAAGAGACUUCUUACCAGCCGGAA